Molecule: messenger RNA, 2579 nt
Organism: Doryrhamphus excisus (bluestripe pipefish)
Lineage: Eukaryota; Metazoa; Chordata; Actinopteri; Syngnathiformes; Syngnathidae
Source: RefSeq, a predicted model, not a curated record
AGUGAGGAGGCGAGGGGGGUAUGUUAGCGAGGAUGUUAAGGGUGGUUCGUAGAAAAACGAGUAACUUUGUCCAACGAAGCUAACAAAAAUAGCCACCGUUGGUUAGCUAACUCGAGCAACUUUCUUCCCUUUUGUCUUCCUUUUCAUGAAAGUAUUUACCUAAUUUUCUCCCUCUGUUCAAGCGAGCUGAACAUCUUACUCCUCCUCGUCCCCAUCUCUUAUAUCCACCGAGGGUCCCCUUGAGCACCUUUUAGCCGACAUUGUAGUCCUCAAACCGGGCGAGCGUCCGUACCUCGAGUCGCCGAAUCCCACACACAUUCACUACCAGCUGCGGAGGCAAUGGCGUCCUCCUCCCACUCCGACUUCACCCCCCUCUUUCCCCAGCAGAUGCCUUCCUCUACUUCUUGGCAGAGCAUGUGGGUGGUCGUCGAGGUUCUGGAAGACGAGGGAGCGUGAGGAGUAGAAAACGUCAUCGUCCACUUCCUCCUUUUUACGAGGCAGACAGUGCAGGAAGGUCCAGUCUGGCUGAGCCACACUCGCUGUCUGCAGAUAACACAUACCUACUGCUGAGACCUCAUGGUGAUGAAGAGUGCUUGUCAGUGGGUGAGCCACUCUGUGUGUUCUCCUGUUUGUGGAGCAAAGAGGCGGGCCCUGCUUUAAGGGGGGAAAAGGAGGAAUGCGCUGGAAGUUUUCCUGCACACUUUUGAGGAGCGUCUUUUCCCGUCCUUGUCCUGUCCUGCCCUGCCCCGUCCCGUCCCGUUUCUCACGGCAUGGACACGUGGUCUGCUCUGCUGCUCUUGUGCGGCGUCCACAUCUGUAUCUGCUCUGUGUAUGAAGGGUCAGGACAGUCCGCCUACGGAGAUGAUGAGGACUGGUUUUCUCAUGCAUUUAAAGGGACAGCAUGGUGCGCGCCAAUAAAGGUGAAACAUGGCGACGUGAGCUGCCGCACCCCCAGAGGAGAACACUCCAAGAACGUCAUGGGGACGCGCUGUCAAAUCCGCUGCAAGCAAGGAUAUGAGACGCCGAGUACGGAGGUGGUGUGCAUGGCAAGCAAACACUGGUCCUCCAACUACGCAUGUCGAGAGAUCCGCUGUCUCAAAAUGAGCAUGCCCGCUAACGGCGGCUACAAGUGUUCAGACGGCUCCUACUACAACUCUCGCUGUGAGUUCUUCUGCUUGCCCGGAUUCACCUUGAAGGGCUCCAAGACGGCCACCUGCCAACACAACAAGGCUUGGAGCACCGCCGUUCCCACCUGUGUCGACAUGGAUCCUCCAACAAUCAAGUGUCCUCACGUGAAAGACAGGUGGGCAGAACCAGGCAAACUCACGGCCAGGGUGAGGUGGGACACCCCAGAGGGCGUGGACACGGCUGAUGGCGUCCUGACAGACGUGGUCCUGAAAGGGAAACCCCCCAAGUCGGACUUCCCCGAGGGCCUCCACAAGAUGUCCUACUCUGUGUUGGACCGUGCAGGGAACAAAGGGUCUUGCCGCUUCAGUGUCAGAGUGAGGGUGCGCCGCUGCAGUCCAUUGUCCCCUCCGGACAACGGCUACAUGAAGUGUGACAACGACGGAGACAACUACGGCGCUACCUGCGACUUCACCUGCGCGGGCGGCGCUGAUCUUCAGGGUAGCGCCGCCCGGGUGUGCCAGUACGGACUCACCUGGUCCGGAAGUGACACGACUUGUGCACCCAUGAACAUUAACGUGGGGGUGCGCACGGCAGCCGCCCUGCUGGACCAGUUCUACGAGAAGCGACGACUGCUCAUUAUCUCUGCCCCGACGGCUGCCAAUCAUAAUUACCGCUUCCAGAUGACUAAUCUACAGCACGCCCAGUGCGGACUGGACCUGCGUCACGUGACUGUCAUCGAGCUGGUCGGGACUUACCCGGCCCAGAUUGGCCGCAUCCGACACAGGCUUCUUCCCCCGGUGCUGUCCUUGCAGCUCAGGUUACUGCUCCAAAUUCCUCAAAGGUCCUUCCAGAUGCUUUUGGUGGACAAGCAGGGCACGGACAAGCAGCGCUACCCGUUCCCCAUCACGGCGGCUGAGCUGUUCACCACCAUCGACACUUUCCCCCUGCGCAAGGACGACAUGGUAUUGCAGCAGGCGGCCGGACAGAGCUGUCAAUCAUAAUGGGGCCCCCGUGGACUCGGCCCCUGGACUUGUAGCACGCACUCGUGCAGGAAGUCAUACAGUCCAGUCCAGUGUGUGUACGUGUGUGUGUGUGUGUGUGUGUGUGUGUGUGUGUGUGUGUGUGAAAGGGAGACGUAUCAAGCCACAUGUCACAACAAUCAUAUUGAUUCCUGUGUCUUGUCUACCUGGUUUUUAUUUUACUUUUAUAACGAUUGUUUCUCAAAAAGGUAUUGCUACUUUUUGGAGUGGAAAGAUCUGCUAUGCUAUUGCUAUGUCCCACUUGAACUAUAAUAAUAAUAAUAAUGUAUUCUCACACUCUUUGGACUAUACCAUGUGUUUGUGCAACACCCAUCACUAUAGGAAAUCAUGGACACAGACAUUGUCUGUUCCAGGGUCAAACUGUGGCCCUUUUUUAACUGGACUAUGCUAAUAAAGGAUCUUUGGCUUGUG